Messenger RNA from Racocetra fulgida, 835 nucleotides. NCBI's taxonomy places the organism in Eukaryota, Fungi, Glomeromycota, Glomeromycetes, Diversisporales, Gigasporaceae. The record is from the annotation of a GenBank genome assembly.
GGAGACAUAGAUGCUAUAUACCAAAGUCAGCAGUUUACAGUUACUUCUGCACUUUCUGCUUACGAUGCAAAACGCGUAGAAGUUUUAACAAGUGCUAUUCAAAGCAUCGAGUUGGACGAAGGCAAGGUGCCAAAGUUAAAUUUUGUUCUAAAACAGUUGGACACUUAUAAAGCUGCAUGCUUAGGAUUAUUAGUUGAAAAUGGGUUAAAUCUUAAAGAUGUCGUUCAAGAAAUGAAUAAUAAAGAUAAAAAAGAACAAGGGAUUGGUUUUGAUACAUUAGUUGGGAAUAAAUUGAUCGAAUGCUUGGUUUUGAUGGAAAGAAUUUUGAAUCAAGCGAUAGAGUUUGAUAUUGAAAAAGGGAAUGUACCAAGUCUGUUUUUUUCGCAAUAUAAACCGAUCCUUGAUAAUGAACCUCUCUCGUUGGAUGGUUUUCGUAAUCAGGAAGAUUUCCUGAAUUGGAUUGAAGACAUUAAGGAGACCACGGUCAAUCUUUGGAAUGAUUGGAUAUGGGAACCUGUAAAAGGAAUGUGGGAUACGAUUAGACACAAAGAAAAAAGACUAGCACUUAUGGGUAAAGAAAGUCUUAAUUCGGAUUUAGAGUCUCUGGAACGAAUGGUUCUUGAUUUCGCUCGUGACCAAAAGCAAUUUACUGCCGAAGAAAUCAAUGAACUUUCUAAACGUAUCCGAGAUGGUGACUUGUCACUUGUGUUGAAAGCUUAUGAACAAGAAUUAAAGGUUCAAAAGACCAAAGUGGAUUUAGAACUUUCUAUGACAGCAUUAGAUAAGCUUUUGAAAUCUAAUGAGUUGAAUUUCGCAUUUUUGGCCGUUGGACCGA